UAGCGUCAAUUCAACUGCCAUUAAUUCUGGGACUAGCCCAUUAUAACGAUAGGGUUAUCUUUUAUCUUUCUUUUAUCUUUCUUUUUCGCAAAGUCAAAGUUCAAUUUCAUAUUCCACUCUCACCCUCCAUCUUCACAUCCAUCCUUCGUCAUGCCUAUUUCCAAGAAAGACAGAGUGCGUAUAAUCUUUGUACUAGAACUACCAAAUGAUGACCCGUUAAUUAAUUUUGCCUACAGAUCGCUCGUGAGCACAAAAAGGCUGAUAAGGAAGGUACUCGCGCCCCGGUCAAGGCAAAUGGUCUCCCAGUCAAAGCUGCCGCACCAAAAUCAAAAGUACGUCCAGGGAUUUCUCCAAAUUCUUCCGCAUAUUGCUCGUAUCUUUGUUUUCAUACCCGAGGCUAACUCAUGCUGCAGUGCGAGUUCUGCAAGAUGGAAUUGGUCAACACAAAUAAGGCACAACUGAUAAGUCAUGCCGGAAAGCACGAAGACAAGGGAUGGACGAAGGAAAAGUGCUGGCCAAAUGAUUUCCCCGCAUAGAGGCUAGACCAAUACAAAUACAGGAUGGUGGGAAAUGAUAUCAUGAAUUGUCAGGGGAGUAAGGCGAAAUCAAUCAUCCUGAGGGCACUGCGAAUUCCGAUGAAGGGUCUAUGAGGGGAUCGGCAACAGAUUUUAUGGAGCCAAAUAUUGGAUUUUCCAAAGCAAUUAUGAAUAAUGGUGCCUCGCAAUAAUAUACUUCACUCCUGGUGAGUAUG
Messenger RNA from Sclerotinia trifoliorum, 751 nucleotides. The record is from the annotation of a GenBank genome assembly. Lineage: Eukaryota; Fungi; Ascomycota; Leotiomycetes; Helotiales; Sclerotiniaceae.